UAAUAUGUUUCAAACCAUUUAUAUUUAGGAGACUAUCUUUGCUCCUUUCCUUUUCUCAUUCCGUCUCUUUCAUUCUUUCAUCUUAUCUAUGCUGUAUAAUAUACUUGUGUAUAUAUAUAUAUAUAUAUAAUAUAUAUAUAUGCAUGUUGUAUGUAUGUAUGAUGUGUGUUCGGUGGUGUAGCAUAUAUAUAUUAUAUAUAUAUAUAUAUACACACAUAGUAUACAUGCGUACCGUUCAAUGAUACAUUCAUAUAUAAUUACGUAUAGUAUAGAUUUGAAAGAGAGAGAGUGAAUCGGUAGGUCGCCAGAGGUCAGACGUGUCUCGUUUUAUGUACGUUGCUCCUGCAACGAAGCUUCGCGGGAAGAUACGCGACGUUUUACCCUUUGAAAGUUCUCCCUUCUCGGCAACGAGGAUCAUACCCGAAAUAGAUACGUCCCCCUUGGCGAUUGUAAUUCGAGCCGACUCCCCGUUAUAGCACUUUCUUCGCGACGACUAUUUUCGUACGUACCGCGCCGUUACCCCUCGGUAUCUUCUCAUCGUCUUCUAAGCGCAAGACGCAGAAAGUGCUUACGAACGAAGCAACGUGUUUUUUAACGUUCUUCUUUGGAUACCACCCACGUAUUUACUUUUGCACAUCGUUCUUAAGAGUUUCUUCAAAGGAAUAACGAUACGAACAAACGAAGAUUUCCGAAUGUUAAUGUUUUGUCUUAAACAAAGGAGACAAUUGGAAAAUAAUUGAUGAAAUUGAAUUGCUCAAUAUUCUUAACAAAAAAAAAAAAAGGAAAAAAAAAUUAAAUAUUGAGUAUUUUUUAAUUAUAUAAAAAAGAAAAAAAAAAAAUAUAUAUAUAUAUAUAAAAAGAAAUUAUUACAAACUCGAUCGUUUGAUAUCAUCGAUAAGAAGGAUUAAAUUCAAAUCAACGUUAUUAUAUAGCUAAUGAAGAAUUAGUUUUUUGAGAUAGAGAAAAAGAAAGAAGAAGAAGAAAAAGAAGAAAAAGAAGAAAGCAAGCUUAUUUAACUUUUUCACGAAAGCGUUUACACGUACGUACUAUAGAUUGAAACUAAGAAGUUAUUUUUAUACCGAAAGAGAGAACGUGUCAAAGGGCAAGGCUAUAGUGCUUGAGGUGUUUGUCCUAGCUAAGCUCCUAUGCCAGUUUCCUUUCGACAGUGGUACGUGUAAGGCGUCACUCCAGAACAUUCUUAAUCUGUGGAUUCUUAUGAAUAUAUUAUAAUUUUUGAGCAUCGUUACUCGAUGCACUUUGUGAAAAGUGGCCAGUGAUAUAUUUCUGUAUUUUGUAUAUAUACAUACAUAUAAAUAUUUAUUUAAAAUACAUUGAUACGAAUAAAGCAACAAUAUGAGUAUUCCAGAGGAUGUAAAAAAAUGCGUUGCCAUUUUAAAAUCGGUUAAUACCGACUCAGAAAAGUUUGCAGUUCUUUUCAUGGUAACUAAAUUAGUAAAUGCCAAGGAUUGUAAUCUAGCUGCUAAACAAAUGCUAUUUGAAGCCAUUGGUACAAAAUUUGUAAAGAAAUUAUUAUCAAGUGAUACAGUUCCUGUCGAUUGUCCAGCACAAGUGUACAAAUCAGUAGCACUAUCCAUCCUUUCUGCCUUUUGUGGAGAGCCAGAAUUAGCAUCCCAUCCGGAUAUGAUAACACAUGUACCUGCUCUUCUUGAAAUUAUUUCUCAAGCUGAUGAAGAUGCAGCUGAUGACAUGUUAAUUAUUGUUAGCGAAGCUUAUAGAUGCUUACAAAGCAUUGCACAAUUUUUACCAGGUCAAAAAAUACUCCUGGAACAUAAAGCAAUAUCUAAAAUGUGUGACAUUUAUUCGGAGAAAAGUUUUCAAACCGACGAAGCUCUAGACAUUUUAGUCACUUUAGUUGGAAGAUAUGGUCCAGAUGCUUGGGAUGCGACAGAUACAGUACCCUUCCAUGCAAUUAUGAAUAAAAUUGCAUGUGAUUUUGAAACGGAUCACACAGAGAGAAAAUUUAAAUUAUCUAGUAUUUUGCAGGCAUUAUUGAUUUCUUGUAGAAAAGAAUUGAUAUCAAUGACUGCAAAAGAUGAAUCUUGGCCUCUUAGUAUCCACAAAGGAUUGAGCGACAUUCUUGGUUCAAAGAUAGGGAAAAAUCAACGAGAUCCAGCUUUGAAAUUAGCUUCAGUUAUGAUGGAUCUCUUAGGUGCUGAAUGGACCAUGUUAAAUAAGGAAAAACCAAAGAUACUUAUAUUAUUGUUAAUUCAAUUAGGAUCAAUAGAAGUUAGAAUGCAAUUGGAGGGUCAUCAGCUUAAAACUGUUGUUGCAAAUGGCGAAUUAGUUACAGCUUGUUUUGUAAUUCUUGAAAUUUCUCUUAUGUAUAUUAUCUCAGAUCAAUUAGAUCUAGAACAAAAAGAAAAACAAUCUUUAUAUACAGCUUUGAAAGGUGCCUUUGCUGCUAUUAUUGGCCUAUUAAAUUCAGUAUCAAAAAUGAAAGAAUUAACUGAUAUCAAGGAACGUAUUUUCGUUUGUGCAAUGAUUAGAGUACUUGCAGCAUGGCUAGCACAAGAAACAACUGCAAUGAGACCACAAGUUUAUGCGGUAUUGCCAUUUGUAUUAACAAUAGCCAAUGAUACAUUUUAUGCCUAUCGUAAUAGAAAACUUGCAGAAAAAGCAAAAGCAGGUGCUAAAGGUGGAAGUACCAAAAAUGAAGAAGGAUCAUCCUCUGUUGAAUCUAUACCACGUGAUCCACUAAGUGAAGUUGAUUUAUUAAGAUUACUUUUACCAGCUUUGUGUUAUUUAGCAGUAGAAGAGGAUGCUAGAAAAAUUUUACUUACUCACAAACAAGAUGAAGUCUUAUUUGAAAGUUUAUCUUAUCAUUGGACAAUAGUACAUUAUAAAAAGCCACCAGUUCCAAGAUCGGAACGCUUAAAAGCAUUGAAAGAAACAGAUAAAACAGAUGAAUUGGAUUUACAAACUUUAGAAGAAAUGAAGGAUUCAAGGACAGCAAUGGUUUCUAUAUGCAAUGUUUUAAUGAAUAUAACUGUGCUAGAAGCCAAAUUAGUAGAGGAAUCUCCCAUAUAUAUUUCUUUAUUGAAAUUCAUUUUCAAUAAUCUUCCAGAAUUGAAACAAAUGCCAGAGAAUUUAGUUCUUCAUGGUCAUUUAGCAGUCCUAGGACUCUUAUUAUUAAAGCAACAAGCAAAACGUAUUAAAAAGAAUGAUUUUUCAAUAUGCCGUUAUAUUCAAGCUACUAUUAGAUUUUUAUGGGAUGCAUAUAUAAUAGAUGAAAGUAAUGAUCCAACUGAGCUAGUUGUUGCUAUGUCCUAUAAAGAACGUUGGAUGGAACUUAUGGAGCUCUGGUUUCUUGGAAUGCAAACAAUGGCUGGAGUAUUACAAGUAAUACCAUGGUUAUCACAAUUUACAAUUGAAUCUGGAUGGGCAGAAGAAAUUAUUGAAACUUUGAAAAAAGUUAAAAUAGGUAGUUUACAACCAAAUGUAAAAUCUGCCUUCGAAGAUCUACUAUGUCAUUUGGUACAGGCAGAUCAGGGUGUUGCAGCAGUUUUGAAAAAAUGUGGAGCAUUGACAGUUUGCAGAAAUCAUCGUAUGAUGGAACUUGGAAAACACUUGUUUGGAGAUUAAAAUUUUUUAUUAAUAAUUUUUAAUCUAUUUAAAAGUAAUUUUUAUUAAUUUUUGCAAGAUUCUAUAUGCUUUGUACAAUUAGAAAUAGAAUUUAUAAAUUUAUUGUAUUCUACUUCGAAUAAUUUAUGUAUAUAAAGUGCUGCAAAAUGUUUAAAAAAAUUUAAUAUUUUAUUAUAUAUCAGUUAUAACAUUAAAUUAUAAUGAUGAGAAAAUUAUAUCCUUAUAAACAGCUAUUUGAUUGCAUUA
Molecule: messenger RNA, 3849 nt
Organism: Vespa velutina
Lineage: Eukaryota; Metazoa; Arthropoda; Insecta; Hymenoptera; Vespidae
Gene: Neurochondrin
Product: neurochondrin homolog
Exons: 1
Coding region: 1354-3603 (749 amino acids)
Biological process (GO): regulation of neuronal synaptic plasticity; neuron projection development
Cellular component (GO): dendrite
Source: RefSeq, a predicted model, not a curated record